UCAGUGACCACUGACCAGUCCAUAGAUAAAAGAUUACCAGUCACCAGCAGCAGCAUAUACAAAGAAGAAAGAAUAUUGAAUACACCGUCCAGUAGAUAUUAGAUAAUAGAUAGUUCGAACUUUGACUUGUGAGUUUUGAGGCAAGUUGUAAGUGUUUGAUGGUGUGAAUAGACGAAAAGUCGAAUUCAUAAUUUACAAAUUGAAUGGUUAUAACUUAAAAGAUAUCCAUACAUCCUGUUGAUAAGGUUCAUCAUUUUUAAGAAGUACCUAAUCCAAUUAAUUUGCUCGACAUUUAGAUAUCUUAAAAGUAAAAACGUGGUUUUUUAAUAUGGCGUCUACAUCAAGAGAUUCCCAAGAAAUCAUUGCCAAAAAGACAUGGGAAUUGGAAAAUAGUGUGCAAACUGUUAAUACAGUCGACGACAUAUUCAAAUAUGACAAACAACAACAACAGGAUAUUUUGACUGCUAAACCUUGGGAGAAAGAUCCACAUUAUUUUAAAGAUAUAAAAAUAUCCGCAUUAGCUCUACUAAAAAUGGUGAUGCAUGCUCGAUCUGGUGGUAUUUUGGAAAUAAUGGGUCUAUUACUUGGCAAAGUUGAAGGUAAUACUAUGAUUGUCAUGGAUUCUUUUGCUUUGCCUGUUGAAGGAACAGAAACAAGAGUCAAUGCCCAAGCACAAGCGUAUGAGUACAUGACGGCAUACAUUGAAUCUGCUAAAGUAGUGGGACGUCAAGAAAAUGCGAUUGGUUGGUAUCAUAGCCACCCUGGCUAUGGAUGCUGGUUAUCAGGUAUUGAUGUUUCUACACAAAUGUUGAAUCAAAAUUUUCAAGAACCUUUUGUAGCAAUCGUGAUUGAUCCAGUUAGAACAAUUUCUGCUGGUAAAGUUUGUUUGGGGGCAUUCCGUACUUAUCCUAAGGGUUACAAGCCAGCAAAUGAAGAACCGUCUGAGUAUCAAACUAUUCCAUUGAAUAAAAUUGAAGAUUUUGGAGUACACUGUAAACAAUACUAUUCAUUGGAAGUAAACUAUUUCAAAUCUUCCCUGGAUCGACGUUUACUAGAUUCAUUAUGGAAUAAAUAUUGGGUGAACACUUUAAGCUCGUCCAGUUUAAUAACUAAUGCUGAUUACCUAACUGGUCAAAUAAAUGAUCUUUCCGAUAAGCUAGAACAAGCAGACACUUCUCUGAGUCGUACAUUUUUCGAGCCUGUUGAUCGUACUAAAACUGAAAAUAAAUUGGUAAAAGCUACAAAAGAUAGUAAUAAAGCUACAAUUGAAAUAUUAUGUGGAUUAAUGUCUCAAACAAUUAAAGAAGCUCUGUUUAAUAGUUGUACACCAAAGAAUAAUCAACAAUAAAUUACAAAUCUGUAUUAUAAUUACUAAGUAAAUAAUUAAAAUUCUCGACAUAACUUAUUAUAAUACUUACAUUUUUUUAAAUAAACUAUAUAUUAUUUGCAAAAUAAAAAAUGUAUGUUAUUUUAUCAUUAGAACUGUUGUUAUAUUAGCAGUCAUAAGGUAAAAUGGCAAAAUAAAUAUUUUUGGUAAGAACAUUAUAUUAUAGAAUAUAGCAUAAAUAACAUAAUUUAUAUUAAAAAGUAA
Metopolophium dirhodum (rose-grain aphid) is the source of this 1591-nucleotide messenger RNA. It is a transcript of the gene CSN5, whose product is annotated as COP9 signalosome complex subunit 5. Bases 329 to 1348 code for a protein of 339 amino acids. The record is from RefSeq and is a predicted model, not a curated record. The transcript has 5 exons. NCBI's taxonomy places the organism in Eukaryota, Metazoa, Arthropoda, Insecta, Hemiptera, Aphididae. Gene Ontology annotation, biological process: protein deneddylation. Gene Ontology annotation, molecular function: deNEDDylase activity; metallopeptidase activity; protein binding. Gene Ontology annotation, cellular component: cytoplasm; COP9 signalosome.